UUACAAUACGUCACAAGUAUUUUUACAUAUCAUUAAACUGGAAGCUCUGAUGCAAAAACGAUUUUAGUGUUCUGCGACGCACAUGUCUUCACGUGUCUUCUUUUCGCAAGUGUGUUCAUAGAAUAGACAGCCUUUCCAGUAAUAGAAUGCUGCAUGAAAUGAACCCCAGUUUUCUGGACGCUAAGUCCGAAAACUCCGAGAAACUGAGAUUGGAAUCAUGCAUCGCGCGCUCAAGAAUAUCGCGAAAAAUGGACAAUAAUGAUUACAUUAUGGAACCUCAUCGAAACGAGUGCGCCAGUUACGAGGAAGCAUACAAAAAAUCAUUGGAGUGCCCCGAAGAGUUUUGGGGCGAGAUUGCUGGUUGUCUCGACUGGAGCAAACCUUGGCACAAGGUGUUGGAUAAUUCCAACCAGCCAUUCACAAAAUGGUUUGUCGGCGGAGAAUUAAAUGCUUGUUACAACGCAGUGGACCGCCACGUGCGCGCCGGAUACGGAGAAAAAACAGCUUUAAUACACGACAGCCCGCAAACAUCAUUAAUACGCAAAGUAACGUACAACGAACUCUUAGAGAAGACGUCUAAGUUAGCGGGCGCGUUAGCGGAUUUAGGUGUGUGUAAAGGCGAUAGGGUGAUCAUCUACAUGCCGCUGAUCCCCGAGACUAUAAUCGCGAUUUUAGCCACCGCCAGACUCGGAGCGAUUCACUCGGUGGUUUUUGGAGGCUUUGCAGCAAAUGAAUUAGCGUCUCGAAUAAAUCACGCCGAGCCGAAGGUUAUUAUUGCUGCGAGUUGCGGCUUGGAACCGUCCAAAGUGAUUAAAUAUACUACUAUGCUAAAUGGUGCCAUGAAAAUGAUCGCCGUGCCGAAGCCAAAGUGUAUCGUGUUCCAGAGAAGAAACAUAUGGGAGGCUCCAUUGCUCAAGGAGCAAUUCGAUUGGGAUGAUCUCAUUAAAAAAUCAAAACCUCAUCCGUGUAUAAUAGUCGAAGCUAAUGAUCCAUUGUAUAUAUUAUACACAUCGGGCACUACAGGACAACCAAAGGGGAUUAUAAGGCCAAUCGGCGGCCACUUGGCGACCCUCUGUUGGACUAUGAAAACGGUUUAUGGAAUGAAUAAGAAUUCGGUUUGGUGGGUAGCUUCUGAUUUGGGGUGGGUUGUCGGACAUUCGUAUAUUUGCUACGGCCCACUCAUAUACGGCGCGACGAGUGUGAUGUACGAGGGCAAGCCCGACAGGACACCGGAUGCUGGUCAAUAUUUCAGAAUCAUCGAGCAACAUAGCGUAAACGCAUUAUUCUGCGUGCCUACAGCUCUGCGUGUUAUAAGACGAGCGGAUCCGGAAACGUUAUUAGGAAAGAAAUACUCUUUAAAAUCCUUGAAAACAAUAUUUGUAGCUGGCGAGUUUUGCGACUACGAAACCAAAAUCUGGGCCGAGAAAGCGUUUAAAGUGCCCGUUUUGAACAACUGGUGGCAAUCGGAGACUGGACAUCCUAUUACCGCACUGUGUCUAGGAUACGAUCAUUAUCCCAACUUGCCCAAAUUCAGUACAGGGCUUCCUAUACCCGGAUACGAGAUCCACAUUCUGCGGGAAGACGGAAGUAAGGCGCCGCAACAAGAACUCGGACGAAUCGCGAUCAAGUUACCGUUACCACCCGGGUGUAUGUCGACACUUUAUCAAGCACCCGAAAGAUUCAAGGAAGUAUAUUUCUCGACGUUUCCGGGUUACUACGACACCAUGGACGCAGGAUAUAUCGACGAGUUCGGUUACGUUUACGUGACAGCGAGAGACGAUGACAUUAUAAAUGUAGCCGGGCACAGAAUAUCUACGGCUGCAUUGGAAGAUAUUAUCUUAGCUCAUACCGAUGUGGCGGAUGCUGCGAUUGUCGGUGUGCCGGAUCUUACAAAGGGGGAGGUACCGCUGUGCCUUUAUGUUAAACGAGAUGCAAUGAAAGACGAGAAGGAAAUAAAUGAAGAACUAGUUGAGCGGGUAAGAAGCAUGAUUGGACCGAUUGCAUCUUUUCGCGCUGCCGCCGCUGUUACCGCGUUACCCAAAACCCGUUCCGGAAAAAUAAUUCGCAAAUCUAUCGCUACAUUGGCGCAGUCGAAACAACUCAAGAUUCCCAGCACGAUUGAAGAUCCGACGGUUUACCGGGAAAUCAAGGAGGCACUCCAGAAACUGGGAUACGCAAAAUUGGCCCCGGAUCCGCAAUGACCAUGCUUUGCACAAAACUUGUACGAGAAGACACUCUUAAGAAAACAUUCACGAUAGCCAUCUUACCGGAAAUGGAGUGUCGCGUUUUGCGAAAUAACAUCAUUAUAAGUUCUUUCUAAUUGUGUUAUGCUACACUUUUUAUUCCUAGAAUAAAAUAGAUAUAUAUGUAAGUAUUAUAAAAAAGAAGACAAAAAUUAGCUAGAAAUACAACCAAGAAAAAG
Molecule: messenger RNA, 2422 nt
Organism: Linepithema humile (Argentine ant)
Lineage: Eukaryota; Metazoa; Arthropoda; Insecta; Hymenoptera; Formicidae
Product: acyl-CoA synthetase short-chain family member 3, mitochondrial
Cellular component (GO): mitochondrial matrix
Molecular function (GO): propionate-CoA ligase activity
Source: RefSeq, a predicted model, not a curated record